AUGACUUAUAAUAAUAUGGCAAAUAAUAAUUCUCUCUCGUCGCCAACUGGUAAUGGAAAAUGUGUUAAUUUGAAAUCAAGAAGGGGUGGUAUAACCAAACUAGCAUGUCUUAAUUGUAGGCAGUCAAGAAAAAAAUGUGAUAUGGAGAAACCGCCAUGUCUUCAUUGUGCUAAAAAAAAUCUUACUUGCGUGAUCCCAGAGACAGAUUUGAGAACUCGAAGAAAAACCGUUUCCUAUGUUAACAAUUUAGAAAAGUGUGUUGAACAAUUACAAUCAGUUUUGUUGCAGAUAAAAACAACUACUAAUGUAGAUCAACGAAACAAAUUAAUUGAUGAUAUAUCUAUUAUUGAUGAAAAUAGUCCAAAAACUGAUAAACCCCUUUUAAAGAUAAGCAAUGUUAUGUCCAAUGCUUCUGCUAUAAUAAAUACCACCACUUUACCAAUAGUGAAACCCCUUAAGAAGAAUAUUGGGGUUUUGGGUAAAAAUGGAUCCUCGUUUCUUUUUCCAUCAUCUUCACAAGAAUUACCUACCACAGAGACCAACAGUAUCUAUCCUUCAAAUUCAUUGCUUAUCACUAAAAAAGAUUCGGCCAGAAAAGAACAAGAGAAUCAAAUGAUUUUAAAAAAUCUUUCAAGAUCUCCGUUAAUCCUUCGAUCUUUAUCGUUAUUCUUUAAAUGGUUAUAUCCUGGUCAUUAUAUGUUUAUUCAUCGAGAAACUUUUUUAAGUGCAUUUUUUGGGGAUCCUUCAACAAAAGCAUACUAUUGUUCUGAGGAAUUAGUCUAUGCAAUUGCUGCAUUAGGUGCUAGAGCAACGCCAAAAUCUGAUGAAUUGUUCACCAAGAGUGAAAAAUAUUAUCAGCAUGCAAAACAAAUUGUUUUAACAAAAAUUUUCCAAUUGAUUGAUAGAUCAUUAGCAGAAUCUACAUCGUCUUCAAAGUUGGCCAUUAUUCAAACUUUAUUAUGUCUUGCUUUCUAUGAUAUUACGAGAGCUGAAAACCCAAUGGCAUGGUAUUUAUCUGGGUUGGCAUUCCGUAUAUCUCAUGAAAUAGGUCUUCAUUUGAAUCCAAGGGCCUGGAAUCAUGUUUAUGAAGAUGAAUUAUCCAAAAUGGAUUAUGCAGUAAGAAGUAGAAUCUACUGGGGAUGUUAUUUGGCAGAUCAUUUGAUCUCUGUUUUGUUUGGUAGGUCUACUACAUUGAGAAUGUCAAAUUCUUCAGUCCCUGAAACAGAUGAAUUACCCGAUAUUGAAAAUGGAAUAGAGGAUUACAUUUUUAAACCAGGAGUGCCAACAAGAUGGGCAAAUCCAUUGAAAAAACUGAUAUAUUUAUCAAGAAUCUCAGAGGUGUUUGCAACAAAAAUUUUCACUCAAACGGAUUCCUUGCAACAGAGAUGUGACCAUUUAAUCAAAUUCAAUCAAGAGAUGCAAAAUUGGAGAGAUUAUUUACCGGAUGAUAUUAAAUGGAAUAAAGAGUAUUUGGAAAACUUAUCCUUUUUUGAUCCUACCGUUAUGUAUAUGUGGUUUCAUUACUAUAUUGUUUUGAUUUCAUAUAAUAAACCAUUUAUAUCAAAGUUAGAUGAAAGUAAGAAAUUAAUUGAAUCAUAUAUUGAAGAAUUACAUUUAUUAUUUAAGAUUUGGGAAAGGAAUUAUCCUACAUUUGAACGGUGUGAUCUUUAUAUGAUAUAUUCGGCGAUUCUGUGUAUUCAGUGUAUGAAUACAAAUGUGAUUAAUAAAAAAUAUUAUAAGUUUUUCAAAGGAUUUCUUGAAGACGGAAGUAUUAAUUAUGAAGUAACCAAGAACUUUAUUGAAAAUUGUAGCAGCGUUGAUAAUGCUAAUAAUAAUAGUAAUAACAACAAUAAUACUAAUAAUGGCAACAAUAAAAAUAAUACCAAAUCUGGUUCGAGUAAAUAUCAAGACAACAACAAUAAUGCUACGAAUAGUAAUGAUGAGAUAAAUACCAACGAUUAUACUGAUUUGUUAGGUUCAUUAAGCAAUGGAAAUGAUUUUGCAUUGGGGUAUAACUUUGAUUUUACAUUAUUAAAUGAAAUUGAUAAAUUGAUCAAUAAUAAUAGUGAUUGGAAUAAUAAUGAUUUCAAUAAUCCUAAGAAGAAAUUAGGAAAUACAAGAGGGUAA
Messenger RNA from Arxiozyma heterogenica, 2127 nucleotides. RefSeq names its product Cha4p (gene CHA4). The transcript has a single exon. Bases 1 to 2127 code for a protein of 708 amino acids. The record is from RefSeq and is a predicted model, not a curated record. Gene Ontology annotation, biological process: DNA-templated transcription; regulation of DNA-templated transcription. NCBI's taxonomy places the organism in Eukaryota, Fungi, Ascomycota, Saccharomycetes, Saccharomycetales, Saccharomycetaceae. Gene Ontology annotation, molecular function: zinc ion binding; DNA-binding transcription factor activity, RNA polymerase II-specific; DNA binding.